Molecule: messenger RNA, 4437 nt
Organism: Cloeon dipterum
Lineage: Eukaryota; Metazoa; Arthropoda; Insecta; Ephemeroptera; Baetidae
Gene: sp3
Product: spermathreecae
Exons: 16
Coding region: 94-3360 (1088 amino acids)
Biological process (GO): regulation of endocytic recycling; phosphatidylinositol dephosphorylation
Cellular component (GO): early endosome; clathrin-coated endocytic vesicle
Molecular function (GO): phosphatidylinositol-4-phosphate phosphatase activity
Source: RefSeq, a predicted model, not a curated record
CUCAACGACUGGCCAAAGAGCGGAGGCGGAGGAGGACGAGGGCUGAAAAAGAAGCACUGACAGGACCGCCGCUCCGUCCUUCGAGGGAGCAAAAUGGCGUGCAGGGCUACUGGCCUCAGGGCCAUCGAGCUCUUCAGGACAGACGACUUCUACAUCCUGCAGAGCGGCGAGCACAGCCUCUGGUGGGACAGGAACACAGCCUCCUGCACUCCGAAAUCAGGAUGGGAUCUGGUGGACGCAGUGAAUCCUGAGUGCCUGGGCAUAUUUUACGGUCUGGUGGGCAAAAUCGAAUUGAAUCCGGGCUUGCUUCCCAAAUUGAUUUUAAUCAAGUCGGUGGAAAGUGUCGGCCAACUGCACGGACACCACUCUAUCUACAAAAUUAAGUCCGUGGUGUUUCUCAACCUUAUUGGUCCUGAUGCCACUCAGCAGGAAAUGGGCUUGGAGCCGUGCACAAAACACUGCAACCGUCGCCAGGGUGAGAGGUGUGUGCUGGAGCAGCCGCAGAAAACAAGUUUUGCCAAAACGUGGAGCUCGAUCAAGUCCGCGACGAAUUCGAUCAAAAGCUCCACGGUCCAGGCAGCUCAAAUGGCAGCUUCUCAGGUGAAACCGAUGAGGCGCAGGGACAACAAGGGCGAGAACGAAAAGUUCGAGCGCCGCAUGCUGGACGAGAUGUCCAAAAUCUGGGACGACUCGCAGAGUUUUUACUUCUCGCCCAGCGGUGACCUGACCAACAGCCAGCAGAGGCAGUGGAUCAUCCAGCAGAAGGAGAUCAUGACCUUGCAGGAACAGCCCGAGUACAAACCUCCUCCUCUGUGGAAGAAGCUGGACUACAGGUUUUUUUGGAACCAGCACAUGCUCAAAGAUAUCAUCAGUCACGAUACUGAAAUGGCAAACUUUUGGAUUCUACCGAUUAUCCAAGGCUUUGUGCAAGUGGAGACCUGCAAAGUUGACCUGGGGCGGUUUGACCGGACCCGUGAAGCCAUGGAGCCUGUUUUUGAGACUUUUGUUUUGACGCUGAUCUCGCGGCGGAGUCGGUUUCGAGCUGGAACUCGUUACAACAGACGCGGAGUUGAUGAAGAUGGAAAAGUGGCCAAUUACGUGGAGACCGAGCAGAUUAUCAGCUACCUGGACCACCGAGUGUCUUUCGUUCAAGUCAGAGGCUCUGUGCCUGUUUUCUGGAGUCAGCCUGGCAUCAAGUACCGCCCUCCCCCAAGAAUUGACAAAGGGCCUGCUGAAACCCACGAUGCGUUUGAAAAACAUUUUAAUGAAGAACUGGCCACCUACGGCCACAUUUGCAUCAUAAACCUCGUGGAGCAAACAGGCCGGGAGAAAGUGAUCGCCGACAUUUACACUGAAAACGUGUGUGAAUUCAGCUGCCCUGACCUUACCUACUGCCUCUUUGAUUUCCACGAAUACUGCCGAGGGAUGCACUUUGAAAACGUCUCCAUAUUGCUGACGCACAUUCUCGAUGUGAUAAACGAGCAGAAAUUCUGCUGGCUGGACAAACAGGGACGCAUCUGCCUCCAGUUUGGUGUUUUCCGAGUCAACUGCAUCGAUUGCCUUGACCGUACCAAUGUCGUACAGACUGCCAUUGCAAAAACAGUAAUGGAAAUUGUGUUCACUAAACUGGGACUGAUCGCUCCUGAAAAACCUGUACCCGUCAACAUUAGAAAUGCUUUUCAACUGCUGUGGGCCAACAAUGGUGAUGCCAUCAGCCGACAAUAUGCCGGAACUAAUGCUCUCAAGGGUGAUUACACGCGAACUGGCGAGCGAAAGUUCUCCGGUCUGAUGAAAGACAGCGUGAAUUCGGCCAGCAGGUACUACCAAGGCCGGUUCCGGGACGCUGAGCGCCAAGCAGCAAUUGACCUUAUGCUUGGUGAGAUCUCAAGCAGCAAUCCAAUACCAGAGGAGAUCUUCAGUGGCAAUGAAACUUCAUUCACGGAAGACCUCACCGCAUCUGCCGAGCAGGUCAAACAUGUCAUCGAGGAUAGCAAAAAAUUGUUGCUGCCCGAUCCUGCUGAGUGUGUCGGCGCUUGGGGACUUGUUGACGCUGAUCAAGGGCCUGCAAAUCCUACAGACACGGACAUGGAUGUAAUUCUCCUUCUGACGCGAAAUUUUUACUGCGUUGCUUGGUAUGACGAUGAAGCUGACCGGGUGAGCCAUUACCAGUACGUGCCUCUAGAAGACAUCACGCUCAUCGAAAUCGGGCAAAUGCAGCUCUCCUCCAAUUCUUUAUUCAAAACGACCAAGUCGCAGCUCAGCUUCUGCAUUCGAAUUUAUUACCAGCAGCGGGACGACAACGGACAAAUGGAGCCGGGCUACUUCCACAUCUUCCGCUCGGCGAAUCUCAGAUUUUUCAAUAAUUUAGCUGUUGCCAUCACCUCAGAGGAAGAAGCCAUUGAGUCCAUAAAGUACAUUUGUGAAGCAUUUUUGGGCCUGAGAGAUGAGCUAGAAGUGCAGCGCGUGGCACGAAUGGAGCGAAAGAAAUCCAAGAUUCCGAGGGAAAUCCGAGGACAUGAGGCUUCCAGCAGUCUGCUCAACCUCCCAGCUCACAUUCCUAGGAAUUUCUCCGACAAAUCCUUGUCCAAAGUUUCAAACACCAUGGGUCUUCUGAAGAGUGAGAUGUCUGAAAAGUUAAGCAAAUUCGCUAACAUAGGCAGCAAAAAAACUGAGGAGAGGGUGGAAAUGUUGCCUGCUGACAAAUUACAGCCAACUUUCCUGGUUGGAGCGAGCGAAUGCGAGGAGACGAGCUUCAGCGCCGAGGGCAGCGUGGACCUGCCUGACGCCCCAAAGUCAGCCCUGCGCCACCCCAACUGCGACCAGCUGUCUUCCUCAGCCGGCAUCUUGAUGGGUUGCCGCCAGGGCCCGGCCCUGGCACCGCGGGAGCCUCCUCCCGGCUCGUGGCUCCAGCCGCCUUCAGGCAGGGUGCUCAAGCACUCGAGGAGCGACCUCAGCCUCUCCGACUCAGGACGCAGCCCCAGGAAGACGCCAGAGAUCAUGGUGCACGCGCCAGAAGGGCACUUUGAGAGGUCUGUGCCGCUCAAGGCGAAUUUGAGGAUCAACAUCCGACCUACUUCCUCGGAACGAGAUCUGAGCCUCAACCUGAGCAGUUCGCAGAGUGAGAGUGCGCUCAGGUCGCUCAAAGGCUUUGGGUCCGUGCUCAGCAGCCCUUCAAGCAUGAAAGACAAUGCCCUCUCAAGGUUCUCCAAAGGCUUGCAGACCUUCAGUGCGAACUUGGACCCCAGGAAGCUGGCCAAAAUGAACAGCCCGAUGCAAGGCAUGCAUCAGGUUGACCCCGAAACCAUGAGAGUCCUACACGACAAGUUCAAGGGCUGCAAAACCAGGCUUGUUGCUAUUUAAAAUAUAUUUUAUUCGUUUAUUUCCGCGCAGAUAUGUAUAAGAUCUGAAUGACGCCAGUAUUAAUUUUUAACAAAAAGAUUCGUUGCUAGAUUAGGCACAAGUUAUAGCCAACCAGAAUUUAUCUCUAAAGUAUAUAUAUAAAAUAACCUGGAAUUAGCGUAUUUAAAAAGAAAUUAACGAACGAAUAAAUCCAUCCAGCCUUAUUGCUGAAUCCAUAUCUGCGCAGCUAACAUCACAAGCAUUCCCCCAAUUUCAUUUACUUAAUUAUAUUUUUAUUAGAAGUAUUUUGUUUGAAAAGUGAGAUCUAUUUACUAAUUUAUUUACGACACAUACAUAUUAUUUAUUGUGAACUUUUGUUUGAUAAAAUCGUGUUCAUAAACCAGUUCAAAGCAAAAUUCACUGUGAACAAAUUUAUUGCAAUAGUGUUGCAUUAAGUGUCUCUUUCGUCUGUGUUACUCUUUACUUACGCCACAAAGUUUGAAGUGAAAUUUUGCCUUUUGGAAAAUUGAAACCAUUGUUGUCACCUAAGUAGAUCGAUGUUUGGCGCAAUCCGUUUUAUGUUCUAGCAAUUUGAACUAAUCGAGAGGAUUAUUAAACCAUUACACACUAAAACAAGAGUCAAUUAUAUCGAGUAGGCAGUUGAAUUAUUAUCCGUGUGAGCCUGCACCGCACCUGAGAAAUUAGCACUAACGAUCGAAUCUAUAUGUGUGGUUACGCAACAAUGUAGUCUUAUUGCCCGAAUUUUAAUUCUGGUCCAGCUUUAAUACGUUUUAGUAGUCAACAAAAGGAUGAGAAAUGUUAUGAUAUGAGUCUGAGUUCCUCUUUUCUGAGCGUAACGUAGAUUUUUUAAGUGGACAGCUCUCCGUACCAAAGACUUUGAUUGCGUAAAGUGCAUUUAAAAUGUUGGAAGAUUUUUAUACAUUAUUCUCAUUAUUGUACCAAUUAGCUUAUAAGUGAUGAUUCUUUUCCUCCGGAUCAACUGCAUUUUCGGAACGAUGCGAAAUUGUUCCUAAUAUAGCCGAUCUGUAUCCACUGCUGUGUGAGAAUAAAUUCAAUUCCAUUAAAAUUAAAACACAA